Messenger RNA from Aspergillus sclerotioniger CBS 115572, 726 nucleotides. RefSeq names its product Apq12 family protein. The record is from RefSeq and is a predicted model, not a curated record. The annotation marks the transcript as partial. The transcript is spliced from 2 exons. NCBI's taxonomy places the organism in Eukaryota, Fungi, Ascomycota, Eurotiomycetes, Eurotiales, Aspergillaceae.
GUCCCGACUCCUUCAUCGUCAUCUCUGUCCUUUGUUUGGCUCCAUACAAUCAUGGAAUACCCCGUUCUAUAGGGCCUAUAUAGCAUUAGAACCCUCGCUUUUUGCCUUAUCUAUCUCAGCUGUAUCCUGGAGAUCUUUCCCACUUACCCACCAUUCAAACUCAACGGUAGUAUAAAAAAACUACGACCUACCUACCUACCUACCUCCUCCCUAUCGGUCUCCACCAUGGAUUUCCUGCCGGAGUCUCUUCUCUCCCUCGUUCAACAACAUCCAACGCUCCAAACCCUGACCUCCACCCCCAUCACCUCCCACCUCGCCACCCUCCACUCUACCUAUUUCACCCCCUACAUCUCCAACCUGCGCACCACGUACCUGGACCCCUACCUCAUUCACCCGCUCGCCACGCUCCUCACCUCCUCCAUGCCCGACCUCGUCUCCGUCAUCAUCCUCGCUCUCGUCCUCCUCAUCUCCCUCAAGAUCCUCGAUUAUGCUCGCCGUCUCGUCAUGUUUUGGGUGAAUCUGGCCAUGCGCUUGCUUUGGUGGGCGCUUGUGCUGGCUGUCAUGUGGUACGUCUAUUCCGUUGGGAUUGAGAAAACGGGUCGUGAUGUAGGUUGGUUUGUUGGGGUUGCUGGGGGUUUCGUUGAUGGGUUCAGGGAUGGGGUUGAGGGGGGACGCGCGGUGACCGGCACAGCCAUGGCGGGGGGGUAUGUUACAGGUUUGGGGGGG